Plasmodium gonderi is the source of this 318-nucleotide messenger RNA. RefSeq names its product conserved Plasmodium protein, unknown function. The record is from RefSeq and is a predicted model, not a curated record. NCBI's taxonomy places the organism in Eukaryota, Apicomplexa, Aconoidasida, Haemosporida, Plasmodiidae. Bases 1 to 318 code for a protein of 105 amino acids. The transcript is spliced from 3 exons.
AUGAAUUUUGACGAUUUUGUUAAUAUUGUAUAUGGAAAGAAUGUAUUUGAGGAUGAAAAUUCACAUUACAUUAGGGAACACAUUUUUCCCUAUUUACUACCUUUACUUGCUUUAAUAAAUAAUGAAAAGGAGAAACACAAGAAUUCUGAUGUAUUCUAUGGGUGUGAAGAAAAAGAACCACAGCUGACUAUCUUAUACGGAGAAAAAACAAAUAGAUAUCCUCCGCGCAUAAAUAUAGAAAUUCUCGGAUCUACAAAAUUACAUGAAAAGAAGCAAAAUUUAAGUUUUAUUUUUAUAUUUUUCGUGUUACAUUUGUAA